Molecule: messenger RNA, 2187 nt
Organism: Arvicanthis niloticus (Nile rat)
Lineage: Eukaryota; Metazoa; Chordata; Mammalia; Rodentia; Muridae
Source: RefSeq, a predicted model, not a curated record
UUCACUUUUGGGUCCGGAACCAGUCUCAGCUAGCCGCGCGGGGAUCCCUCCCCACGAGCGCACAGGCGGGGAUCCAGCUCGGACCGGUCUGACCAGUCCCGACAGGUUCCUCCGCUUACUGCCACUCCCCUGCCUCAGAGCCAAGGCCUUGAGCUUGCAGAGCACAGCGCCUGCGACCCGCCAGGACCAGCUGCGACCCCCGCGACGAGGAAGUCCUGCCCCCCUGAGAGCAUCAUGGCUCCUCCUUGGAGUCUCUGGCCCCGCCCCUCAGCCCUACUGUGCACCUUGCUGCUCCUACCCUGUGCCCCUGCCCUGCGCCCGCCCCCGCAGCGGCCCAGCUUCCUCAUCAUCAUGGCGGACGACCUGGGCAUCGGUGACCUCGGCUGCUAUGGCAACACGACCCUCAGGACCCCGCACAUUGACCGCCUGGCUGAGGACGGCGUCCGCCUCACCCAGUACCUGGCCGCAGAGUCGCUGUGCACACCCAGUAGGGCCGCGUUCCUCACCGGGCGCUACCCCUUCCGCUCAGGCAUGACGUCGGGCUUCGGGCACCGUGUGCUGCAGUGGGCGGCGGGCGCGGGCGGGCUGCCCCCCGAGGAGGUCACGUUCGCCCGGAUCCUGCAGGAGCGCGGCUACGUCACAGGGCUCGUGGGGAAGUGGCACCUGGGCCUGAGCUGCCGUUCGCUGACCGACCUGUGCCACCACCCCCAGCGCCACGGCUUCCACCACUUCCUGGGGCUGCCGCUCGGCAUGAUGGGAGACUGUGCGGGGGCGGAGCCAUCUGAGAAGAGGGCGGGGCUGGAGCGCGGCCUGCACGGGGCAGGGCGGGGCCUGGCGGCCACGGCGCUGGCCACGGUGGUGGCGGCCAUGGUGGCGGCGCUGGCCGGGGCUCGGAGCCGGGCCGCCCUGUGGGCAGCGCUGGCCCUGGGCGUGUCGGCGGCCAUCUUGGAGGCGGGGUCUUACGUGGUAGGCGGGGCCAUCACGCACGUGGACUGCUUCCUCAUGCGCAACACCACCGUCACCCAGCAGCCCCUGCAGCUCGGGCGUGUCAAUCCCCUGCUGCUGCGCGAGGCCGAGGACUUCCUGCGGCGGCACAGCCACGCCCCCUUCCUGCUGUUCCUGUCACUGCUGCACACGCACACGCCACUGGUGACAUCACCCGCGUUCCAGGGGCGGAGCCAACACGGGCGCUAUGGCGACCACGUGGAGGAGAUGGACUGGGUGGUGGGCCGCAUCCUCCACACGCUGGACUCGCUGGGCCUCGCUGACCGCACGCUCGUCCACUUCACGUCUGACAACGGCGGCUGGGCCGAGGCCGUGGUGGGCGGGGAGCGGCUGGGCGGCUGGAACGGGAUCUUUCGGGGCGGCAAGGGCGUGGGCGGGCUCGAGGGCGGGCUCCGUGUGCCGGGCAUCUGGCGCUGGCCAGGCGUCCUCCCGCGGGGGCGUGUCCUCGAUGAGCCCGCGAGCCUGAUGGACGCCUUCUCCACGCUGGUGCGGCUGGGGGGCGGGACCGAGCCAUCCGACAGGGUGAUUGACGGGCGAGACCUGAUGCCCCUGCUGACUGGCGCGACCCCGCACUCGGCCCACGAGGUUCUGCUGCACUACUGCGAGGUCUUCCUGCACGCGGGGCGCUGGGCAGACCGCGCUCGCGGAAAGGUCUGGAAGGUCCACUUCACCACCCCGACCUUCGACCCCCCUGACUCCGGGUCGUGCAUGGGGCCAGGCCUGUGCCCGUGCGCGGGGGCGGUGACCGAGCACGACCCCCCGCUGCUCUAUGAGCUGACAUCAGACCCAGGGGAGGAACGGCCCCUGGCACCAGGGACGGAGCCCGCAUACGCCGAAGUGGUGGCAAAGCUGAGGCAGGAGCAUGACGUCCAUCACCGCUCCGUGGGGAGCAUACCACAGCAGCUAGGGUCGAUCUACAACGUGUGGCUGCCGUGGCUGCAGCCCUGCUGCGGCCGGUUCUGCGCCUGUGACCUGGAAGGCGGGGCCGGAAGUGAGGAAGAGGGGUGGGGGCGGGACUUUCUUGAGGACCCAAAGUGAUGUUUAUACCAAAGUUACCAAAGAUGGCCUCAUUAGGUCAUAGAUUGCUGUUUCUAUCGCUAUGAAGAAUUGAUGUGGGAUUUUGAUGGGGAUUGCACUGAAUCUAUAGAUUGCUUUUGGCAAGAUGGCCAUUUUUACUAAAUC